AUGAUUCGUUCAUCAAAUUUAUCUGAUGAGGCAAUAUUAGAACUCAUUAAUAAUGGUAACACGUCAGAAUGUGAAAUUGACUUUGAUGUAAGUGGAGAUGAAGAUUAUGGUAUACCAGAUCCACUAGGAGUACAUAAUGAUAUUUCAAUGGAUAUUAACGAACUUCUAGAGGAAAACGAUAAGUAUUUUAGUCAGUUUUCAAAUUCUAAUAUCAAUAUUGAGGAUUUAGUAGUUGAAUUAAAUACCGAGAGUUCAAAUAUGUUCAUGUCGACUUUAGGUUACCCACGAAUGCGUAUGUAUUGGCAAAAAAGAACAAGAGUACCUACAGUUAGUAAUUCUAUAUCUAGAGAUCGCUUUUUAGUAAUUCGAAAAUUUUUAAAAGUAGUGAACGAUGAUGAUAUUUCAAACGAAAAAAAAAGAGAUGCAUUUUGGAAAGUUCGUCCGUUCAUAGAGAGUGUUAGAAGUGGUUGUUUAAGAUUAGUACGAGAUGUAGAAUUAUGUAUUGACGAACAAAUGAUUCCUUUCACUGGUAAUGUUAAAAUGAAACAGUUUGUUCGCGGAAAACCAAACCCAACUGGACUUAAAAAUUUUGUUUUAGCAAAUAAAAACGGAUUAGUGUUGGAUUUUUGUAUUUACCAAGGAAAAGGAACGACAUUUGAAACAAACAGUGAAUACCUUCUUACUAUUGGAGAAUCUGCUGUCGUUCAUUUAUCCCAAACUGUUCCACCGGGAUCAUGUUUAUAUUUUGAUAGAUUUUUUACAACUCAAAAACUUUUGGACAUUUUGAAACAAAAGAAAAUUGUUUGUACGGGAACAGUUAUGAAAAACAACAUACCUAAAAAUAUUGAUAUAUUAUCGGAUAAAAUUCUAAUGAAAAAACCUCGAGGUACUUCUGUACAAUACGUCCGAGAAGACAAAAAACUAUGUUUAGUUAAAUGGUUUGAUAAUAAACCCAUUCAUUUACUUUCUACUGAAAAUGGCAGUACUCCACAUAGUAAAUGCAAACGUUGGGAUAAUAAAAAUAAAAAAAGAAUUGAAGUUCCUAUUCCUCAAAUUAUUAAAAACUAUAAUGAUUAUAUGGGUGGUGUCGAUCUUUGCGAUCGUAUGAUAUCAUUUUAUCGUAUGAAAACAAGAACUAACAAAUGGACCAUACGAGCAAUUUUUCAUUUAAUCGAUUUAGCUGUUGUUAACAGCUGGAUAAUGUACAAACAAGACCAAAUAAGAAAGGAAGUUCCAGUUAAAAAAAUACAUCAACUAUUAGAUUUUAAAAUUCAACUAUCAAGUGAACUAUUGGAGUAUGAUGAAAAUAGUAUUGAUUAUCAAAAAUAUUCUGGAAGGCAUAAUUCAUUACCGUCAAAAGAGAAAAGACAUAAAGGUUAA
Messenger RNA from Melanaphis sacchari, 1380 nucleotides. RefSeq names its product piggyBac transposable element-derived protein 3-like. The record is from RefSeq and is a predicted model, not a curated record. The transcript has 2 exons. Bases 1 to 1380 code for a protein of 459 amino acids. Lineage: Eukaryota; Metazoa; Arthropoda; Insecta; Hemiptera; Aphididae.